UUCAUGAUGGAUCUGUAAGGAUGAACUCGGAGGACGUUUGGAGACGUUUCUGCUGUGAAAAUCCCGUGAGGAACUGAAGAAUCACUUCGUCCAGGAAUUAAACACACGUGAACAUCAUGGAUCUUUCAUUCAUGGCUGCGCAGCUUCCGGUGAUGAGCGGCGCGUUCAUGGACGCGUCUCCGCUGGACGACUGCAGCACAGAGCACUCGCUCUUUAACUCCUCGGCCAGCGUGAACGCAGCGCCUCCUGCAUCAUCAGCACCGGUCCAGCAGGAGGAGCCGCAGCGCGUGUCCAGCGACGCCGUCUGGCUCUGGAUCGCCAUCAUCGCCACCGUCGGAAACAUCGUGGUGGUCGGAGUCGUCUAUGCUUUUACUUUCUGAGGACCGAA
This is a messenger RNA of Sinocyclocheilus rhinocerous, 388 nucleotides long. RefSeq lists its product as uncharacterized. The record is from RefSeq and is a predicted model, not a curated record. The transcript has 2 exons. NCBI's taxonomy places the organism in Eukaryota, Metazoa, Chordata, Actinopteri, Cypriniformes, Cyprinidae. The coding region runs from base 117 to 380 and encodes 87 amino acids.